Anopheles nili is the source of this 857-nucleotide messenger RNA. RefSeq lists its product as uncharacterized. NCBI's taxonomy places the organism in Eukaryota, Metazoa, Arthropoda, Insecta, Diptera, Culicidae. The transcript is spliced from 2 exons. The coding region runs from base 1 to 720 and encodes 239 amino acids. The record is from RefSeq and is a predicted model, not a curated record.
AUGGAUAAACCAGCUAAUUCAUCAAAUAGCACGAAAAGGAAACCUUCAAAGAAAACUAAAGCAUCUGUUCUUGCAAAAGAAUCUGAAGAGGAUGCAUUGAGUUCUGCACAUUCGCUGAAAACCCUGCAGAAUGCCUUUCAAGCGUUUGGUGCUCAAGAUACGGACGAAAUCAAGAAGUCAAUGGAGUGUUUGUUAUACUCAGAUUACUUAGAAGAAUAUGUAAAUCGGUUUGCGAAGAUAUGUGAAGACCGUGUGCUAGAAAAAAUGCAAAACAGUCCCGAGUUUGUGCAGUGUGCAUCGUGGAGUGAAAUUCUCAGUUCACUCGGCUUUCGGGAGACGUGCAACAACGAACUUCCCUUGGCACUGAUGACGAUCGCCCAUACGGAGAAGUUUCCCAAUCCGGAAAACGCGAAUGGAGUUGACUUUCAUUUACUCUAUCUGAAUUUGGCCAGCAUGAUGAUGGGUCAACCGAUCCGUACAAUGAACGCAAGCACGCAAAAGGUGUUGAAGGAUGUAUACGAGCAAACUGUGCUCCAAGCUUCUCAAGCCGAUCAAAAGGAAGAAAUUGCUAUACUACACGAAACGUUGAAAACAAUGCGGCGUCCGGUUAUGUCGGACGAGAAUACCAGACGAAUGAGAAAUAUCUCAACUUUCUUCAGCGAUCCCAACAUAAACCCGUUCCGCUUACCAACGGAUCAGAUACAUUCGUGCCGCCCAUAAACGGUCCAUUUACCUAAAGUAUAAAAUUAUUUAAUGCCACAGUAUCUUUCAUUGAAUAAACGCCGCUGCUGUUGAAAUAAUCACGCUUUGGUUGUUUAUUAUUUUUAUCUUUGGAUCAGGGUUAUUACAAAUCUCGA